AUGUGUUAUGCCUUCAACUACUCAGAUGAAGCAGGAUCAUUUGAAGAUGAUGAUGCAAUUUCCGGAAAUAUGAUACUACAAGGCCUGAUUGAAAUGCCGUCAGCAAUAACCUCCACUGUAGAACCGACCGGAAAACCGGAAUUUGUAUUAGCAUUGAGUAUUGUUUUGGUAAUUUUCGUCAUUAUUCUCAUUAUUUCCAUAUUUCUUCUGUUAUAUUGUGUGCUCAAACGGCAAGGAGGAGGAAGAGCAGAACGAAGAAAGCAUGACGAUUAUGAACGAAGACGACAGCAUAGAAUGCGACCAAAGACGAUCGUGACAGAUUUAGCAAGAAAAGCAAAAGUAUCAGAAAUUGCAGCCAGUAUUGAAGCAGCUGUAAAAUCAGCCGAAAGUUCAUCACAAUUACCGAAGCCAUCGAAACAAACACCAUCAUUGACUGCACCACCGCAGUCUUCAGCUGUACUACCAAAGCCAAAAUCGAUAUCAAAAAAAUUACCGCGAACAAUACCACAUACGCAAUCGGAAACUGCGGUAGAAGCACCAUCAGUAUUUAUGAACCAAACAUUUGUAAAUCGUUGGCAUGGUCCAUGGCAACAGAUAGACUAUGAACCAUCCGAUUUUUCAUAUGAAUUGGAAUCGGAUAGUAUUAAUGAUGAUAUUUGCUUGCGUCCAUUAUGA
Molecule: messenger RNA, 675 nt
Organism: Cercopithifilaria johnstoni
Lineage: Eukaryota; Metazoa; Nematoda; Chromadorea; Rhabditida; Onchocercidae
Source: the annotation of a GenBank genome assembly